Sungouiella intermedia is the source of this 1140-nucleotide messenger RNA. The record is from the annotation of a GenBank genome assembly. NCBI's taxonomy places the organism in Eukaryota, Fungi, Ascomycota, Pichiomycetes, Serinales, Metschnikowiaceae.
AUGAUUAAAGUCAUCGGUAUCAAGCAGAAAUGGCGUACGGUGGCGCUAGCGGUUAUGCUACUAUAUAUUAUGAUGACUCUUGUGCGGUCAUCGUCGGUUCCUAAACAUACUCCUCAGACUGAGUUAAAAUCAGAUAAACUAGCACUCCAGCGGGAACUCGAGAAGCAUUCCAACUGGCGGGAGCUUGGUAUGGAUAUGCAUACCAGUAAGAGUCCACAGUUGCCGCUCCUCUCUACAGUAAGACAGCAACUCAGCUUCCAGUUUCCUUAUGAGCCAAAGAAGGGUUUUCAAAAGAACAUUUGGCAAACGUGGAAGGUGGGCACCGAAAGUGCAGACUUCCCUCAACAGUACCGACAGUUUACCAAUUCGUGGACGUCUCAAAACCCCACUUAUAAGCACAACGUCAUUUCUGAUGCCCAAUGUGACGCCUUAGUCAAGGACUUGUAUGGAUCGAUUCCUGACGUGGCUGAAGCAUGGAACUCGAUGCCCAAGAGCAUUUUGAAGGCGGAUUUCUUUAGGUACCUCAUUCUUUUUGCUCGUGGAGGUGUUUAUUCUGAUAUUGAUACCUCCGGAUUGAAGCCCGUGGACGAUUGGAUCUCUAAUGAGAGUACCAUUGACGACAAAACCAAUCAAGCAGGGCUCGUGGUGGGCAUUGAGGCUGACCCUGACAGACCCGACUGGGCAGAGUGGUAUGCUCGACGGAUUCAGUUCUGUCAGUGGACCAUCCAGGCGAAAAAGGGCCAUCCAAUGUUGAGAGAGUUAAUUGCCAAGAUCACUGAGUUGACAUUGGAUAGAAAGAAGAAGGGCCAAUUGAAGAAGGUUUUGGGUAAGGACGUUGGUGGCGAUAUCAUGAAUUGGACAGGGCCAGGAAUCUGGACAGACAUGGUGUUCGAAUAUAUGAACAACAUCAUGCAGCCUGAGCAGAACUUCAAGACUAGGCAGUACGAUGAGAUCGUCACUUGGAAGAUGUUUACGGGUCUCGAGAAGCCCAUGGUAGUGGAUGAUGUUCUUAUCUUGCCCAUCACGUCGUUUUCACCGGAUGUGGGGCAAAUGGGAGCGCAGUCGUCGUCUCAUCCUUUAGCUUACGCCAAACACAUGUUUCUGGGUAGCUGGAAGCAAGGAGAUCGAGCAACGGAGUAG